This is a messenger RNA of Aureococcus anophagefferens, 1218 nucleotides long. RefSeq lists its product as hypothetical. The record is from RefSeq and is a predicted model, not a curated record. Lineage: Eukaryota; Pelagophyceae; Pelagomonadales; Pelagomonadaceae. Bases 1 to 1218 code for a protein of 405 amino acids. The transcript has 10 exons.
AUGUGCUUUCCCUUUCGCUCGCUCGAUGAAUUGGUCAAACCAGCACAAAGGUCAGUCUACAAUUUGCGGGUGUGUCAAAAGCAGCACCGAAAAUACAAAGCAGGGGUCGGUCGAGUCGUAUUUCCUUCCACUGAGACCAGAAAGAACAGGCAACUAAUUGAUAGUUGUGCGCAGGGGUCCAAACAUAAAUAUGUGCGCAAAACAUUCUACAGUUUUGCCCGACCGGACUCGGCAUCACUAGCGUUGAUACUUCUAGAAACUGCUGGCGGUAUUUGGACUUUAGCUCAUGCUUUCUGCUGUUGUGAAUUGCCAACGACGCUCAUUCUUGUGCCCGAUACUGCUUUGGAUAUCGAGCCACUUGUAACAGCAUCGGAUCUGCUGAUUGUGAAGCGCAGAGGCAAGGCACACUGGCAAUUUGCCCCUGCAUUCGGCGCUGGCACACGCAUGCGCAUCGCGUUGCCCGAAGCGUCCUUCCACCUGAAGUCGGAAACUUGUAGCUAUAGAAAGAAAUAUCUUCUGUCUAGAGAACUUCGCGCGUCACGUGAGACAUUCGUCGACUCUCUGUGCCGAAGUUCGGUGCAGUUCAUGGAAAGCUCAUUGGAGGGGGUGUCGCGUUCGCGCUUGCGACAGAUUGGCGCGUCUCUGAGCGCUGCCAUUGAUGGUGGGGUACCCUACCGGGUUUCAAAUAUAUGUGGAGGAUAUAUACCUUCAGAGUGCGUGCUUGAUGCCGCACAAGCGGCACUAGAGGUCGUGUGCUUUGCUGAGUCUUUCAUGGAUCGAAUGGUCUCCUCUGAGAAACCUCCAGAGGUGGAUGCGCACCAAGUGCAAGCAACGGUUGCCACUUGCGUCGCGGAGGUGCUUGGCACUCAAGUGGAUGCGCACCAAGUGCAAGCAACGGUUGCCACUUGCGUCGCGGAGGUGCUUGGCACUCGAGUAGCUGGAGACGCGGCGUUGAUGGCCGCGGGAAUUGACUCUCUGGCUGUAAACGGACCUGCAUUUGGUGCGGGCGUAACACAAGCUACUCUUUGCGAUGCCAUCGUAUCGCCAGAAGGAUGCUCAUCAAUCCACCUUGUUCGCAUUGUUGGGGCUGUGGCGUCCCAAAUGAUUGUAGACAUGUGGAUCCCUUCUUCUCUAGACCUACUUGCGGUUGGACUGCCGAUAGUUGAGACCACUUUUCGCAUCAAGUUUUUGAAUUCAGCCUUGUCCACCAUAGUCUAG